AUGGUCGCCUCCCAGCGGGGUGACGGGGGCGCCUCUCACCCCCGGACCAUGGACAGUUCUCCCUGCUCACACUGUCACUAUAUCCGCCAACCCUCACCGCCCCUCAGCCCUCACCGCCCCUCAGCCCUCACCACCCCUCAGCCCUCACCGCCCCUCAGCCCUCACCGCCCUCAGCCCUCACCGCCCCUCAGCCUCACCGCCCUCAGCCCUCACUGCCCCUCAGCCCUCACCGCCCCUCAGCCCUCACAGCCCCUCAGCCCCCACCGCCCCUCAGCCCUCACCACCCUCAGCCCUCACCACCCUCAGCCCUCACCCCCUCAGCCUCACCGUCCUCAGCCUCACCACCUCAGCCCUCACCACCCCUCAGCCCCCACCGCCCCUCAGCCCCCACCGCCCCUCAGCCCUCACCGCCCCUCAGUCCUCACUGCCCCUCAGCCCCCACUGCCUCAGCCUCACCACCCCUGCAGCCCUCACCGCCCCUCAGCCCUCACCGCCCUCAGCCCUCACCGCCCCUCAGCCCUCACCGCCCCCAGCCCUCACUGCCCCUCAGCCCCCACCGCCCUUCAGCCCUCACCGCCCUCAGCCUCACUGCCCCUCAGCCCUCACCGCCCCUCAGCCCUCACCGCCCCAGCCCUCACCACCCCUCAGCCCCCCACCACCCUCAGCCCUCACCGCCCCUCAGCCCUCACCGCCCCUCAGCCCUCACCGCCCCUCAGCCCUCACCGCCCCUCGGCCCCCACCAUCCCUCAGCUCACCGCCUCAGCCCUCACCGCCCUCGGCCCCCACCAUCCCUCAGCCCUCACCGCCCUCAGCCCCCACCGCCCUCAGCCCCCACUGCCCCUCAGCCUCACCGCCCCUCAGCCUCACCGCCCCUCAGCCCUCACCGCCCCUCAGCCCCUCACCGCCCCUCAGCCCUCACUGCCCUCAGCCCCCACCGCCCUCAGCCCCACCGCCCUCAGCCCUCACCGCCCUCGGCCCCACCAUCCUCAGCCCUCACUGCCCUCAGCCCUCACCGCCCUCGGCCCCACCAUCCCUCAGCCUCACCGCCCUCAGCCCUCACUGCCCCUCAGCCCCCACCGCCCUCAGCCCCACCGCCCUCAGCCCCCACUGCCCUCAGCCCCUCACCGCCCCUCAGCCCUCACUGCCCUCAGCCUCACCGCCCUCAGCCUCACUGCCCCAGCCCUCACUGCCCUCAGCUCCUCACCCUCCUCCUCCUCCUCCUCCUCCUCCGUCAUCUCAUCUCUAAGGUCAUCUCUCAUCUCUAAGGCCUUCUCUAGCUCUAGGGUCAUCUCUAUCUCUAAGGUCAUCUCUAUCUCUAAGCCUCGUCUUCCUCCCCCCCGCCUUCCUCCCUCGCCUUCCUCCCCCGCCUUCCUCCCCCUUCGUCUACCGCCCAUCACGUCUACAUCAACGGCUAGCAUCAACGUCUACAUCAACGGCUAUCAACGUCUAGAAACGGUUACAUUAACGUCUACAUCAACGUCUACAUCAACGGCUACAUCAACGUCUACAUCAACGGCUACAUCAACGUCUACAUCAACGGUUACAUCAACGGUUACGUCAACGUCUUCAUCAACGUCUACAUCAACGGCUACAUCAACGUCUACAUCAACGGCUACAUCAACGUCUACAUCAACGGCUAGCAUCAACGUCUGCAUCAACGUCUACAUCAACGGCUACAUCAACGUCUACAUCAACGGUUACGUCAACGUCUACAUCAACGUCUACAUCAACGGCUGCAUCAACGUCUACAUCAACGUCUACAUCAACGGCUACAUCAACGUCUACAUCAACGGCGUCAACGUCACAUCAACGUCUACAUCAACGGCUACAUCAACGUCUCAUAAACGUCUACAUCAACGUCUCAUCAACGGUUACGUCAACGUCUACAUCAACGUCUACAUCAACGGCGCAUCAACGUCUACAUCAACGUCUACAUCAGCGGUUACGUCAACGUCUCAUCAACGUCUACAUCAGCGGCGACCAACGUCUACAUCAACGGCUACAUCGCCUACAUCAAAGGCUAGCAUCAACGUCUACAUCAACGUCUACAUCAACGUCUACAUCAACGGCUACACCAACGGCUACAUCAACGUCUACAUCAACGGCUACAUCAACGUCUACAUCAACGUCUACAUCAACGUCUACCUCAACGGCUACAUCAACGUCUACAUCAACGGCUACAUCAACGUCUACAUCAACGUCUACAUCAACGUCCACAUCAACGGCUACAUCAACGUCUACAUCAACGUCUACAUCAAGGCUACAUCAACGUCUACAUCAACGUCUACAUCAAGGCUACAUCAACGUCUACAUCAACGUCUACAUCAACGUCCACAUCAACGUCCACAUCAACGGCUACAUCACCGUCUGCAAUAA
Homarus americanus (American lobster) is the source of this 2376-nucleotide messenger RNA. RefSeq names its product proteoglycan 4-like. The record is from RefSeq and is a predicted model, not a curated record. The coding region runs from base 1 to 2376 and encodes 791 amino acids. The transcript is spliced from 6 exons. Lineage: Eukaryota; Metazoa; Arthropoda; Malacostraca; Decapoda; Nephropidae.